AGGAACGGAAGCCGGGAAGGAACUAGGGCGGAAGGGGACCAGGGCCGGGGUUGUGUUCGGUCCUUGGCGGGGCUGGGGUUCCGAUGUGGUCCCCGGAGCGGGAGGCCGAGAUCCCGGCCGGGAGAGACCCCGCGGGCCUACUGCCCCCCGAGUGGGAGGAGGAUGAGGAGCGCAUGUCCUUCUUGUUCUCCGCCUUCAAAAGAAGCCGCGAGGUGAACAGCACCGACUGGGACAGCAAGAUGGGCUUCUGGGCGCCGUUGGUGCUGAGCCACAGUCGCCGCCAGGGGGUGGUGCGCCUGCGUCUGCGGGACUUGCAGGAGGCCUUUCAGCGCAAGGGCAGCGUCCCGCUGGGGCUGGCCACCGUGCUGCAGGACCUGCUGCGUCGAGGGGAGCUGCAGCGGGAGUCAGACUUCAUGGCCAGUGUAGAUAGCAGCUGGAUCUCCUGGGGAGUUGGAGUUUUCCUGCUGAAGCCCCUCAAGUGGACUCUCUCCAACAUGCUGGGGGAUAAUAAGGUUCCUGCGGAGGAGGUGCUUGUGGCUGUGGAGCUGCUUAAGGAGAAGGCUGAGGAGGUGUAUCGUCUGUAUCAGAACUCCCCUCUCUCUUCCCACCCUGUGGUGGCCCUGUCGGAGCUGAGCAACCUCUGUGCAGGCUCCUUCCCAGAUGAGAGGACCUUCUACUUGGUGUUGCUGCAGCUGCAGAAGGAGAAGAGAGUCACAGUCCUCGAGCAGAACGGGGAAAAGAUUGUGAAGUUUGCCCGGGGGCCACAUGCCAAGGUCUCACCUGUCAACGACGUAGAUGUUGGGGUGUACCAGCUGAUGCAGAGUGAACAGCUGCUCUCGCGCAAAGUGGAGUCCUUGUCCCAGGAAGCAGAGAGGUGUAAAGAAGAAGCCCGCCGGGCGUGCAGAGCAGGAAAGAAGCAGCUGGCACUGAGGUCUCUCAAGGCCAAACAACGGACGGAAAAGCGCAUUGAGGCCCUGCAUGCCAAGCUGGACACUGUUCAAGGCAUCCUGGACCGAAUCUAUGCCUCCCAGACAGAUCAGAUGGUUUUCAAUGCCUAUCAGGCUGGGGUAGGAGCACUAAAACUCUCCAUGAAGGAUGUCACAGUGGAGAAGGCAGAGAGUCUUGUGGAUCAGAUCCAAGAGAUUUCGACAAUGAGGAACUGGAGAAGGAAUUGGACAUCCUUCUUCAGGAUACCACCAAAGAACCUUUGGAUCUGCCUGAUAACCCCCCUGAGACGUUUCAUACCAACAGUGUGCCUAACCCUAGGAUCUCGGACGCUGAACUUGAAGCUGAACUUGAGAAACUGUCCUUAUCAGAGGGAGGUUUGGCCCCAAGCAGUAAAUCUCCGAAAAGGCAAUUGGAACCGACUCUCUAAAGCCAUUGUAGGACCCUCAAUUGAAGGACCCUCAUGUAAAAGAGAGACCAGGCUUGUGUUUGUGUACAUAGUUAUUUAAAUGAGAAACUUUCAAAACUUGUUGAAGAGGAGGAAGGAGAACCACUCUGAUUUAUCUGGAUGCUACCACUAUCAGCAGGACAGAUACAACUUUCUGGAAGCGUGCUCCUCAGGCUUGCUCCCAGCUGGUAUCAUGGACCUGCCUUCUCAUCUUUAUAGUGCCACAAUUUAUACAGUCCUGUGUGUGACCCGUCGUCUCUCAUAGCCUGCAGUUCUUGCCAUUGGCUCAGUUAGGUUUGUCUUCACCCACCAGCUUUGUUCCAGCCAAUGAAGGUGAAAGAUUUGCAGCUUUGCCAAAUCAAAGUCAGUCCUCCUCCCUUAGCCCCACUGGUUUUUAGAGACAUUUAUUCUGUCUGUGAGGUCAGUUAGACAACUUGUUCCGGUCCUACUCUAGUUGCAUUGGUAAAAAAGAAGAAUGAAAAUUAAACAGCUGCCACUUUAUGGAGAAACACACAACAUAAGCUCUAGGGUCAUUCUCAAAUUCUCCAGGUAUUCAGAAAAAGAGGUCGCCCCUAGGUGUCUGGGAGUCCUCACAACUGGUGGCGGGGCUUGUGUGGUUGCUGGAUGCUACAGUCUCUUCCAUCUUAUGCAGAAGAAGACCUGACUGGAAAAAGAGUUAUUCCUGAUCUUUUGAACUUGAACGGAAAAGCCCAGGUGACGUCAGGGCCCCAAGUGUCAGAACCCCGUAUGAUUUUUUAGAAAGGCACAAUCUUUGCCUUGCCCCCAUCAUGGAAUAACUUAAAUCUUUGUAUCAAAACAAGCCACACAACAACACACCUCCCCUUGAGCCUGGCACACAACAAUGGCUUCCUUGUUUGAAUUUCAAAAGCAUUUUACUUUUUCAGUGUCGCCCACUGACAGGGCAGGGAACCAAGCCAGGCUGUGCAAUAGAAGCAGAAGAGGUGGCCUUCUGCCAUGUCUGCUGUGUGCUUCCCUGUCCUGCUCUCACCUGUCCUGCCUCCUGAGCCCUGCCUCCCUGCCCCCUUUGGUGAACUGGGGAGGGUGGCAUGGGGGACAGACAGAAAUGGGUCUGAAUGCUCUGGCAAUGGGGAGAAGCAAAGGCAUCAGCCACGCUGCACCUCUGCUGCCCCAGUACAAAUGUUCCAGCCUGGGGCCCCUGUCCUUCCUGCUUGAGGGGGUGUAGAGCAGAGGAGGAAUUUGCUCCAGGACAGGAGCAUGAAUCACUGUUCAACAAAUCUCUCUCCCGCUUUCCCUUGGUAAACUGAAAUAUUGGGGUGAAGAGAAACAAUCACUAUUUUUUCUUUUUUAUCUGGUAAAAGAAUUAAAAGAAAAAAACC
Talpa occidentalis (Iberian mole) is the source of this 2751-nucleotide messenger RNA. RefSeq names its product charged multivesicular body protein 7 (gene CHMP7). Gene Ontology annotation, cellular component: ESCRT III complex; multivesicular body; cytoplasmic side of plasma membrane. The coding region runs from base 84 to 1454 and encodes 456 amino acids. Lineage: Eukaryota; Metazoa; Chordata; Mammalia; Eulipotyphla; Talpidae. The transcript is spliced from 9 exons. The record is from RefSeq and is a predicted model, not a curated record. Gene Ontology annotation, biological process: late endosome to vacuole transport via multivesicular body sorting pathway; vesicle budding from membrane.